GUUAAUCUUAAUAAUCAUAUCUGAUCACGAUGUAUUUUAGUGAAGUCGAAUAUCAGUAAUAAUUAAGAGAGAAUCUACCGGCCACAUAUCUACUGUAAUGCUCACUAAUUCUUUGGUUCUGUACUAAAUAAUAAAUUAGGUCGAUUAGUAAGCACAGUAAGUUUAUGAUUGUUUAGCCAAACUUCCGCUGCUGUUGAGUAAGUAUUUGAAAAUGGAUUGGACACCGAAAAAAGCAGAUUUCACACGAGAGGAAAUCAAGUUGUUUGAAUCCAAUGCAGUAAAUGGUGCAAUAAGGCAUUAUAGUUUGGAAGAAAUUAUAAGCAAUAGUGAAAAGUUUCCUAUCAAGUUUCCCGUGGAUUCUGGAAGACUGGCAACAUUAUUAAAGAAGGAUGUUUCUGAAGAACUCACCAAAAACAUCAAUUCAGUAUAUCCAUUUAUUCACGAGACAGUAUUGGGGUUGUAUGUGAAAUUCAUAAUCUUCAAACGAACUUAUGGAACCCUCAUCGAGAAACAGUUCUAUGAAUUCAUGACUCUGAAUGAAUUCGUUGACCGAUUGCUGAAGAAACGGGCAGUAAUGUUUAUGGGGAAAAAUGAUAAAUACAUAUUGCUUGAUGGAGAAAGAGGUGCAAGUAAAUGGGAAACUAUCGGUACAACCGAAGAAAAAGCUCCACUAACUCUGGAAAAAUGUUUGAGUUAUGACGAGAUUAAACUAUCAGCUUUUUUGUAUGUGAGUUCUUAUACGCAUUUCGUGAAUAAAGGCGACAGAAAAAAUAAAGCGGUAUAUCUGCAGAAUAGAGCUUUGGUUGAAAAAACCGGAAUAAUCGCUGGUAUGAUUGGGCCUCGGCUCAAAAAACAAGGAGUUAUGGAUUUUCAAGAGAUGGUAAUCACCGAAAAACAGAACAAGAAAUCAAAUGGCUAUGGAAACGUAGGUUCAAUCCAUACACUCUUCGCUAAUUUCUUCGAAGGGGAAAGUCUCCUCUACAGUGAAGCGGUUCAAAGAAGAAAGUCGGGGGCUGAAACCGACCGAUUUGUCGAUAUCAAAACCCCAAAAGGGGCAAUAUUCGAUAAUCAUAUUUACCGCAAAAGAUUGACCAUAGUGUUUGAUUGCCUUUUGAUUGAAGCCAACCAAAGAGCUUUGGAAGCGGGCAAAAUGGCGUACAUUCACUUAGUCGGUUUAGGUUUAGGCGUCUGGAAAACUUCCGACCAUCAAGAAAAAGUUUUUAUGGACUGCUUUAGCAAUCGUAUCAAAACCCUAUCGAAACAGUUGUCUUCUGUGAGCGACAUUUGCUUUUCGUACUUCAAAGAAGCAUCCUGCGGUGAUUUAGUCCAUGGAAACACAAUUCCAAUAGAAAAUCAUCCCAAGAAGGGCAUUAAAAUCCAUAUAUUUAACAGACAACCGCACGAAGCACUAAACGAUGAAGGCAAAUUGUUGGUAGUUUCGUACGCUUGGGAUGGAAACGCUUAUCCAGGCAACGAAUAUUGGAACGGGCAACUUGGAAGCAGUGGAGAUUCGGCAGCUGCAUCUUCCACACAGGUCACAGAACUGCAUAAUCCUCAAAUUAACCCCCUGGUUUGUGCAGACAAUUUGAGGAUAGUUUCUGUGAAAGGAAAACUAUUGCGGUUGGAACGGUAUCUCGAAAAGAAACGGAAUUUGAAAAGAAAGCGUGAAGAGCUUCUUGAAGAUGACUAAAGAAGAUGCUGGAGCGCUUUACUUAUUAAUGAUGAAUUUAAUCAAAAUAUUGUUUGUAUUCUUAAUGUAAUUAACCAGUAGGUGAUUAAUUUGCACUAAGAAAAUUAAAUACUACUUAGAUGACAACAAAUAUAUGUUAAGAUAUAUAUAUGAAUUUUCAAGAUUAAAUAAUUGUAUGUAUAGCUGGAAAAUGGGAUUAGAUAAUUAAUCAUCACAUUGUUCAGUUGAGAAUAAAUUGCAGGAACAGUUUAUUUUUGCAGUUAAAAAUUGUAUGGGAGUUAAGUUGCAUAAUAAACUAUUUUGUAACUUAAGACAA
Molecule: messenger RNA, 2006 nt
Organism: Dendroctonus ponderosae (mountain pine beetle)
Lineage: Eukaryota; Metazoa; Arthropoda; Insecta; Coleoptera; Curculionidae
Exons: 7
Coding region: 212-1690 (492 amino acids)
Source: RefSeq, a predicted model, not a curated record